This is a messenger RNA of Procambarus clarkii (red swamp crayfish), 17678 nucleotides long. RefSeq lists its product as uncharacterized. Gene Ontology annotation, biological process: regulation of transcription by RNA polymerase II. Gene Ontology annotation, molecular function: RNA binding; RNA polymerase II transcription regulatory region sequence-specific DNA binding; chromatin insulator sequence binding. NCBI's taxonomy places the organism in Eukaryota, Metazoa, Arthropoda, Malacostraca, Decapoda, Cambaridae. Gene Ontology annotation, cellular component: chromosome. The record is from RefSeq and is a predicted model, not a curated record.
AUAUUGGCCUCAACCCCAAACAGGCUCCCUCAGGACGGUUGUUGAUGUUUCAUAGACAUUGAACUGAAUUAUACGACUUGUCAUUGACUUUGUGGAUACAGGAACACCAUUUGUGAAGUCUGAAAUGUUUGUGACUUAUGUUGAUGAGUGUCCAUAAUGUUCUUUAAGCGACAUAUGCGAUUAUUUGCAUUUAAAGAAAGCUGCCGACGGUUUGGUGAAAUUGAAGCAGUUGUGGAACAUACAUGAUGUAUGAGAUCGUUAAUACAGUAACCUCAAGACUAGUUUCCAGUGAUCGAUAGUAACAAUUGCAAAUGCAUGGACAGAUAUAGUGUUGCGAUACUUUAUCUAAAAAAUCUUAACUGGUUUAAUGAUCCAAGUAGAAAUAUGACAUCUGCUUCCCAUGGAUGAGGUAUCCAACUUUCAACACUUGGCUUACCUUUUAGCUACGAAUUUAUAAGCCUGAAAAUGUGAUUGUAUGGAACCAGACCUACGAAACAGCAAAUAGCUUUUAAUCUGGUUUGAAGAAAAGAAGUACUGUAUAUGGAAUUAUAUCAUCAAAAAUGGACUAUCCACAGGAAGUUCAAGAUAAACUUAAUCAUCUGCGCACAUACGUCCCAUUUGUGGAGCGUAUGAUUUCAAAACUAGAAGCACGUUCACAACAAAUUGGGACAAGCUAUGGCCAAUUAGAACGACUACAUGGUCUUCACGGGUUUUUAACAAAGCCAAUACCAAGAGCGCCGAGAAUGGAGAUGUUAGAGAAGAUGGAAGCUGUUAUACGCAGCAUGCAUGAAAAGGUUCAGAAAGCCCAGGGGAAACCUGUAGCCGGAUCUAGUCCUAAAACGGAUAUUGGUUCUAGUGGCUCUGAGCAAAGUCAUUCUGGACCUGAACCAAGUCAGUCUGGUACUGAACGAAAUCAUUCUCGACCUGGUUCGAGUUACACUGAACCUGAAACAAGCCAAUCUGGAAUGAGAAAAAAUCUUUCUGGCCUAGAAUCGGGUCAUAAAUCAGGGCAUAGUUUUGGCCAUGUACAUGGAGGUGCUGGUAGAUCUUCUUCUGGACGUGGUGCGAGCCCAAUGCAACAACCCAAAUCAUCACCAGUGGCAAAAUCCACAUCAAUGGAAUGGAAAAGUACAAGAGAUCCUAGUGGAAGGGAAGUAGAAAAGCCAAGGGACCUGGGACAUAAUGAAAGAAUGAGAGAGAGAGGAAAGGAGAUUUCUAGGGAAGGUAGCUAUGAAAGAAAUCGAGGAAGGGAGUUUGAUCGAAAUGAGUCAAGACGUGUUGAGAGAAACAGAGAACGUGGAACUGAAAGAAGUCGGGAAAAAGAUCACGAAAGUAGAAGAUCCAAAGAUUUUGAAAGAAAACGAGAUCAUGAUUUUAACAGACAUAGAGGAAUGGAUCGGAGUACUGAGAGAGAUGGGAGAAUUAGAUCGACAAAUGAAAGAGAAUAUGAGAGAAACCGAGAUAGAGGAAGCAGUUCCAGAGAUAAGGAACAUGAGAGAGAAAAGAAACGUGAUACUUCCAGAGGGAACAGUGCUCAGGAUAGACAGACAGAACGCAACAGGGAGAGAGAGACUCACAGAGUGGAGCGUCAGCAUAGCUUCAAUGAGCAAGAGAAAGGCCAGGAUGGAAAGUUGACUUCAAAGCGGAACAGUCUUCUUGAUCUUCCUAUGCCACCUUCAGCCACUAGCAAUGAAUUACCAUUUCCUUUUGGUGAAAUAGGAAAUAUAUCACAACCAAAUCCUGAAAAAUUCCAGAGCUCUAGAGAGAAGCUUCAAAAACUUUUUGGGAUAUUUGGAGAUUCAUCUGCACCAAAAGAAGGGGAAGCUGGUUCUUCAUCUUCAUCAUCAUCAAGAUCCCGAGGCUGGAGAGAUGAAGUUAGAGCCAGAGGAGACCAGUUUUUUACUCGGCGAAGUUCAAGUCAGUCUACAUCUGAAAUGACAGAUGACAGAGGAGAACAUCGUCACCAAAGACACAGAUCUCAGUAUGAUGAUAAGGCUGCAAGGCCGUCUCAUAGCACAAAUGUGACAAAGGAAUAUUCUCUCAGCCGAAGUAGUGAUUCAAGAGACCAGUCAUGCCAUUGGAAAGUGAGUGGCUCUCAUUCAAACAAUCCUAAUGCUGCUUUACAGCAGACUUCUCACUUGAGAGAAAACCAAGUCACCCCUCGUGAUACACCUUUAUCACCAGACCAGUCUCCUAGUUAUGGAUUAAGUGUGGACACUCCUCAGUCCCCUGAUAUGGAGGCAUCAUUCAGUCCAAUUGUUUCUUCUGAAGAAAAUACACCAGUGAAAACCAUACCUCUUGAAAAUCUUACACAAAAAGGGGUUGAUCUGGAAGCAAUAAAGAAAGCUCUUGCACAGAUCCGUGCUAAUGAGCGACCUAAUGCAAAUACUUCUAAUACUGGACAAGGCCCAUCCUACCGUUAUGAGGAUUUUGUGGGGCCUGCUUCAAAAUCAAAAGUUGAUGAAGAUGAGCCCUAUGAUCCAGAAGAAGUGUGGAACAGCCAGGAUGCAGAAAAAGCGGCGUCUCGGCAUCCUGGUGUCAGGGGUCAGAAGGAUGUUGAUCUUCGGCAGAUACCAAAGAACAUACCUCUACCUCAUGGCUACCAGGCCAAAAUGCAGGAGAGACAGAUUCCCCAUCCUGGUCAAGUGCCACAUAUGAAAGAUGGAGCUACAACUCCUGACUCAGGAAAUGGCAUGAUGGUUUCACUCUCCAAUAUUCCUCUUCCUCAAAGGCAAGCUGCUACUGGUCCAGUUUGUGAUAAACCAACCAGCCAUAUUCCACACAGUCAGUCAGGUAGUACUACCAGCACACAUUCAGUAACUUCUGGUGCUGGUUGGUUUCAAGGUAUUUCCAGUACAAGAUCAAAUGAUUCACAUAGUUUACAAGAAAAUAUAAUUGAUAUAGAUAUGAGACUUCCUCAUCCUCCACCUCCACUUCCCAAAUCACAGCAACCAUCACUACCGAAGUCACUUCAACCUCCAUUACCUACAGCACAGCCACCACUACCACAUCAGCCUCCAUUGCCAAAAUCUACUGCACCCACAUCUUCCACACCACCUCAGCCCCCGUUGCCAAAAUCAGUUAAGCCUCCAUUGCCAAAACCACAUCAGCCACCACCACCUACAAAAUUUCAACCACCAUUACCAAAAUCACCCCCUCCUGAACCACAUCCUUCUCCAAAAUCAUCUAGCUCUCAAGCACAUACCACAAGUAAACCAACAGAGGAGGUACCUGUUAAAGAUGGGCAUAAAUAUGUGGUAAGCAGAUUAGACAGCAUUCGUUCUCGAAUUGCACAUCAAGCUGCUGAACUUAUUAAGCCUGGUCAACAGGGUGUAGCUGCUACUCUAAUGGAAAAGUACAAGUUAAAGAGACAAACAAGUAGUUUACCAGAAGUAAAAUCGCCAACAUAUACUCCAGGCAUAAACACUAAGGAAAAUAUGUCAUCAAAGUCUGACCCAAGCACUAAGAGCAAUGAAUCUAUGUCUGUACUCGACCUACUCUUACCAGAAAAUAAAGCAAACGAUGCAGAAAUGGAAGAAGGUUCUGCAUCUGUGAGAGACCCUCGACAAGUUAAUCAGAAUGUUUCGGCACAACUUCCAAGAGAUCCAAGGUUAAAGCAUCAGGAGUCUCUUACAGAGAAUGAAGCCACACCAAGUGUAUCAAGGAGUCGAGAUCCAAGAUUAUCUACAACUUCAACAACAGGAGGGUUAUCAAGUUUUAGGGACCCAAGGCAACAAACUAAUCGGGAUCCUCGGCAAGAUUCUUCAAAUUUUUCAAGUGGCUUGAUUAGAGAUGGACGAGAUGAUUCUGGGAAUUUCUUUGGUGUGUCUAGUUCUGUAAACAGAGAUCCGAGACAAGAUCCAGGGAAAUUUCCUCUUGCAACUGGGCCUCAGGCUAGAGAUCCAAGGCAUGAUUCAAGCAGUUAUAUUGGAUCCAAAACACCAGCUCGUGACCCUAGACAAGAUUUAGGUAAUUACUCCAGUGGUCCAGCUCGGGGAAGCAGGGAUCCUCGACAAGAAACUUGUAUUUACCCUACUGUGGCAGGAUCCCAGUGCAGAGAUCCACGUAUGACUUCUAGGGGGGAGAGAACAGCAGGAAGUGUUUGGCAGGCACAACAGACACCUGCAUUACCUGUGAAUUAUCCUGUUCAGCCAUCUAAUUCAAGUAUAGGGUCGGUGGACCCUAAUCCGUCUCAGUCUGCCAGUGGGUCCCUGAUUGGACAAACUUUUACAUGCUUGAUGAUGAGAGGUUUGCCUCCUUUUACAAAUUCUAAUCACAUUUAUCACUUCUUUCAGGAAUAUAUCCUACGUGAUAUGUCUAUCGAAUUAGAUAGCCACUACCAGUGUAAGGGCACAGCCUAUGUUCAUUUUCCCAGUCAUGCCAGUGCUCGUGAAGCCUUGGAACUCAUGAAUGGACAUGUUUUACAGGGUUAUCAAAUAUCACUCAGAAUAUGCACGGUUGGAAUUCUACGACAAGCUAAAAAUGCCUAUGAGCAAUUAAACCGCGAUAGAGAGGCUCAAUUACGCAUUCCUGAGCGACCUAGGGGAAAUGGAAAUCCAUUCUUUAAGUCUCGACCGAAAGAAUCUACAGGUAUGCCAUUACAACCCAGUUCUGCCACUGCUUCUUCUGUGACAAGCAUAGAUAAACCUGUUUCAUCAAGCAAAUCACAAGAGCCUGAGAAAGGAUUAAAUGAUAUUAGUGGAAAUACAAACCAGUAUUCAGAGCUUUGUGGAGUUAAAGUACCACCAAAAUCAUCUAGUAAGAUAUUAAGCUUCAAAAUUCCAAAGAUUAGAAAGGAUACACAAAAAAGUGAGAAAAAGGAUACAGCUUGUGAUGAAAGAAAGAGUAAAGUUGAAGGAUCCGAAAAGAAAAAUGCCAAAAAUGAAUCUGUUGCAACAAGCAAUAGAAAGUAUAAAUCCUCGGCAAAGGAUUUAUCUGAGUCUGAUGAUGAUUGGCAAGAUAUAAAAGUAGCAAACAAGAAGAAUAGGAAAUUUAAGAAAAUUGUUAUUCAUUCUGAUUCAGAUUCGGAAGGGGAUGAAAAACUAAAGAAAAAUAAAUCUAGUAGCUCUAAAAGUGAGUCAUUAAGUACUAGCAGUGAUAAGAUUGAUCCUAGCAAUGAUGAUGAUGAUGACGAUGAGGGUUAUAUGGUUAUUGAUGAAACUGUUGUGUCAGAUGCAGAUGAAACUGAAGAAUCUGAAGUAAGCUCACAGGUGUCGGAAGAACCUUUUGAUCAGCCAUUACCUGUAAAGGUAAAAGAAAAGAAGAAAGUUAAGCAAAAAAAGAAAAGCAAAGUUUUUGUUGGUAAACAAAAAGGAAAGAAGAAAGGAACAGGGUCUACUAAAAAUAAAAAGAAAGUACCAACCAAGAAUGGUUCAUCUGCUCGAAAGGUACGUGGUAAGAAAAGUAAAGAUAAAUAUAUAACUGAUUAUGAAACUGACCUGCAUUCUUCUGUGGGCCUCAAAUUAACACGUCAUACCCAGGGUGAACUUGAAGAAUUAAUUCCUGAGAAGAAUAAGCUUAAAGUGUUGAUUCCUGUUCCUCAUAAAUUUGUAAUCACAUUAUGUGCUGAUGAUAAGCUAAAAAAGAGAGGUGGACGACAAAAAAUUUCAGAGGUAUUACAACCAGCAGAAGAUGUGAAGAAAAUAACAGAAACUGCAGCAUCUGUGAAGGUCAAGAUUGAAAUACCAAUUUCCAGUGGCAGCAAUUUGCGAAAAGUUACAAAAGCUUCAAAGCAGAGUGUAAUUCCUGUCGCUAUAACAAAUGAGAAAGAUUGGGAUCAAGCUAAAGAUAGUGACUCAAAUGAUGAAAUGUUCCUUCCAGUUAAUUCCAAAUUAAAUAGUGCACUGAGGAAGGAGGUAGCCAUUGGCACCCCAACCUCUAGAAAAGGUAAGAAAAGGAAAAUAUGCAGCGUUGCAAAUGUCAUGAAUAUUGCUCAGGUGAAAAAAGCAAGGAAAAUAUCUAGUAAUUAUUCACCAGAACAAGAUAACCUUGCUGAUAAAGAUGUGGUCAUUAUUAAGAGCCCUGGAGAAAGCACGAAGCGGGUUUUGACAUCACCAACUAAAGGAACAGAUAGGAAAAAGUCACGCUUGGACAUUCAAGAUUCCUCCUUCAAAAGUGGGGGAGAAAAUACACAUCAAUUUGAUCUUUUUGAGAAUGAUGCCUCAUCCGAUGAACUGCCUGACCUUACUCAGAUUACACCGAGCUUGUUAGAUGUGGACCCAACCAUUUGCAAUGUUUUGCCAAAUGCAUCUGCCCUUGCUAAUGUUUUGAGUCCUCCUCAUGCAAGUCAUCAAAUAACUGAUAAUGUUAUUUCAUCAAAAAGUGACUUGAGUGAUAACUGGUCUCCAGAAAAGUUGCAAAUAAUUGAAGGAAGAUUUUCUUCAAAUGAAUCUGCUGUCACAAAGUCUAAGGAAGAUGACAACGUUUUAGAUGAAAUGAUUGAUAUGGUAAUUGAAAGUGGAGAGGGAAAAUACAAAACUGAUAAGGCAAAUGAUGAUAAACAUGAUCCUUCCAAAGUACACUUUAUUUCUAAAGACUUAAACUCGGUAGAAAAGAAUGAUGCUAUGGAGUCUUCAAUUAUAACUGCUUCUUGUGCUGAUGAAACAAACAGUGCAGAAGGCAAUUACAGAGGCCAGUUGAAAGAAAAGUUAGAAGAUAUAAACUCAAGAAAAGAAGGAAGUGCCAUAGAGCAAACAUCAGCUACAGAAGCAUCUGUAAAUUUGCAGAGGUCAGGUGCUAUGCAGAUCACCAAAAAUAAGAGCAUAUCCUCAGAUGAUACUGGAAAUUUACUUACAAGAGAGUGUCAAGCUUUGGAAGAAAGUAAAGUGAAUGAUGAUGGAAAGGACUUGCCAGCCUUUAAAAAGGAUCAAAGUGAAAAAAGUAACAUUGUUCGUGAAAGUAGUACAGAAACUAUGAAGAUUACUAAUAACAGCAAUGCUAAAUUUGAAACAUCAGUCAAAAUGGAUGUAAAUGGUGGUGAUACUUCAAUUAGCAAUGAAGAUAUUGAUGGUGAUGAUGAUGCAGCUAGUGUGGGGAAAGUGAGUACAAGCAGUUUUGUAGAUGAUGCGUCAGUGGUUUCUAGUGAAGGUCGGGAUCUAAAAACUCCAGAGUCUCAAGUUAAGAAGGGAAAGAGAAGUAAAUUAUCUGUGUCUGUGCCCUCGGUAGAAUGUCGACGAGUGACUCGAGGCUCUGUGGUGGAGCCCCUAACAGCAGAGGUCGUUGAAUGGGAUGAUGGGGGAGUGGUGGAUUUGUUUCAGUGUGACAUGUGUGAUUAUUUUGGCCGACACAUGGCUAAUCACAUAGUUAACUUUCACACAGAUCGAGAAUUACCAUGUGAAUUCAAGAAAGAAGACUUUCCACCUGUGAUAAAGGAUCAUGUUGGUCCUCCUAAGGAAAUAAAUAAGAAAGAGAAUGUUUCACUGAACCUGUGCUGGAUUCCACCUAAUAUGAGUUUUGAGAAAAGUGUUACAUGCAAAGAGUGCGACUACAUAUCUAACAGUCGUUUUGAUUUAAUUUAUCAUGUUUUAGAGCAUUCUCCCAAGGCAGCUUCAUGUGUUUAUCAUUGUCGUCUUUGCAACUACAUGUCUGAAAAAAAGGAAGAAUUUUACAAUCAUGUUUCUAGUCAUACUGGCGAGUAUCGCUACAGCUGUGAACUUUGUGGUCAUCGUACUUAUAAAUUGUCCCUUCUUCAGUCACAUCAUACAGAAUGCCACCAUAACCAACCAGAGAAAUUCUUCAUAUUAGGAAUGAUUGAAGAAAAUGGUUGGCUGUACAUCCAUGUUUGUAAAGUAUGCAUGUUUGUUAGAAUUGGCUUAGGUGCAGCUGAAGAGCAUGUGAAACAUCGUCAUGGAGGUAAAGCAGAUAUUCACAAGGCCAACAUGAGCAGGCAUAUUGUGUUGCACUCAGAGCUACGGAAAUUUUCUGGCGAUUCUGAAAGUACCCCCGUUUCCCGCCCGAAGUACAAAGGUAAAAAAAAGAAAAAGGGUAAAAAGGGUCCUGAUCUUGAUGUUUUUGUUGGAGACGAAGAAGUUGAUGAAAAAGAGGUGGAAGAAAAGGCCAAGCAGCUUGUAGAUAGAAUAUCCUUAAACAUUCAUACUACAAUGUCUGUUCAAGAAGCCCAUAAGAGAAUGUCUUUGUUAAACUCUAUUAGUAAAAAACUGGAUGAGGAUACUCAAGAAGAUGAAACAGAGUUAUGUCCAAAAAAUUUAACUGGGGAAGAGCAAUCACCUGCCAUCUCUGUGUUACCAGCUUUAACAGAUACGAGUGGUGUUUUAAUGGAAAAAGUGGGAAAGGCAGAUGAAGGUACAGUAGAAGAGCAAAAACCAAAUGAAACUAAAAAUGAUAAAAAAGAACAGACAUCAGUUACAGAGGAAGGUGAUGAGGUGGUUGUUGAAAAUGACAAUGAUGCAGAAAAUGCCAGUGAAGAUAUGCAGGGGAUUGCAAUAAAUGAAAAUGAUUCGGCAGAAAGUGAUAGCGAGUCUACUGUGAGUGCAAUUGAUACUGAUGUUUUUGAUGAUGAAAUAGCUCCAGGUAAAGGUUUUCUUCAGGAUACAAUCAGAAAGCUUUCUGCUAAGCUUGAUGAAGAUUCUAAAAAAAAGCAGCAGGAAAAUCUGGAAAAGAAGCAAGAACCACAGCAGAAACCUGUAGCAGGUGAUGUGUGUACAAGUACACAAAAUGUCAAUGAAGAUGAUAGUGAUUCCGACACUUUAGUGAUAUGUGAAGAUAUUGAUACAGAUGGAAAGGAGAAAACAGCACCUGUAGAUCCCCCUCAGGCUUCAGACAGCUUUUUGGACAUCAGUACAUCUUCUGAGGGAAAUACUGGAUCUUCACUUCAAGAUUCAAUCCAGUCGAUACUAAGAGAGGCCUCUACAAUAAACCAGCAAACGCCAAAAAUGCCAAAAUUGAGAAUUCGUCCUGCACACCAGCUUUUGGACCCACGUCUUUCUCCAAAGCAAACCAAAAGAAAAAUAAGAACAGGAUUCUUUACAUGCUGUGUUAGAGGGUGUACUUACAGCAGUAUCAGCAAUUUGGAUUUGAUUCAACAUAUUAUUGCUACUCAUGGACCUUACAAGUGCAUUGCUUCAGGCUGCAAGUUUGUGACAAAAUCCAGGGAACACUUUAGUAUUCAUUUAACAGGCUGUCAUCCGAAGCUCAGUUUCUUGGUGUGUCCGUUUCAUUGUAAGAAUGUAUUUCGAAAUUUCACCGAGUUGAUUGAUCACCUGUCUGAACAUCAUUCUCAAGUAGGAAAUGAGGAAGAUCAGGUUAUGCAACCAGAAGAAGCAGGGAAGGAGAAGACCGAUUCCGAAAUUCCAGGGUUUUUACGCAUUGAGAGUGUAAGCACUUUAGAUCCAACUGCUGCUUCACAAAUGUUUGGAGAUGAUUAUGAUGGCUCCUCAAGUCAGCCUGUUUCCAGUUCAUCCCCAGUAAACUCUCCACUAAACCACCCAGUCUCUCAAGAGCAAGGACUAGCAAUUAGUACAUCUGGUGCAUCGGUAAUAAAUAUUGGAAAUUCUUUGGUUUCUGUUCCUAUUACCUCUAGUAUGACAGAAAGCAAGAACAGUUUUUCAACACCUGGACUUGCACAAAUUGGAAUAAGCAUGUCUCCUGCUGUAAUAACACCACAAGUAAGCACUAUGCCAUUCCCUGGAAGCUCACAUUCUGGAGCAGUUUCUCUUCUUCGGGGAAAUUCGGAAAAAUCUCCCGAAAUGAUAAAAAUUACUAUUCAGACUUCCCCACAGUCUUCUGAAACGAGGAAGCCCCAGCCAGCUGUCGUGACCCUUGAUGAAGAAGGAGCCAGAAUAAGCAGAUCUCACAGUGAGCACCCUCCACCCCCUGGAAUUGCCACACUUCCCAAAAUUCCUCCAACUGUUCCUGUCCAGUCAAUAUUCCAAGCGUAUCAACCAAUAGACAUUUUCAAGACUCUGAUUACCAAGCUUGCACCAGAAGUAUUUAAAUGUAUGUUCACUGGCUGUAUAUACGCUGAUGAUGACCCCGAUUUAUUUCUUCAGCACAUCUCAUUACAUGGCCAGAGCUCUAGAUGCUGCUACUGCCUGAUGGUAAUGCCCACUCCAGGAACAUUAGUUCAACACAUUAUUACAGAACACAGCCACUGCCAGUUCCAGUGCAAAUAUUGCCUUUACAGAGCUUAUACCAAGAUUUACAUGGGGGUACAUUUGAAAAACUUUCAUCCAUAUGAGGAACCACGUUACAUCAAAGUUGGAACUAUCCAGGAACAUCACCCUCCAAAUCCUCCUAUCGAUCAGUUUGUUCGACCGUACAGAUGCAACUAUCGUGAAUGCCAGUACCGCACAGUGGAUGCCGAGGCCUUCAAGACCCAUGUUAAUAUGCAUGGUCAUUUUGUUAUCAUCAGCUGUGACUUCUGCCAUGUGCAUCUACACGUUAUUCCUCUUAUUGAUCAUAUGCGUGAGCAUCAAAUGAAUGAAUAUCAGUGUCCAUACUGCCUUCACGGUGAUGCAGAGAAGGAACGUCUCCUUAGCCACCUGCUUAACUGUCACCCAGGACGUCCAGGAAAAGUGUUACUGCGCAAGCAGAUUACCUCUGCUGUUACUGGUGCAGUUUCUAAUACCUCGGACAUCAACCCAAGACCACCACCACCACCAAAUGGGGGUCCGAAACCAGAAAGAAGGGUCACUCCCAAGCCAGAAAGAAAGUCUGGUGAAAAAAAGGCUGAGGAUAUAAUUAAUUCUUCAGGUUCACCUGUAACUGGAAGUGAAGGCUCUCAGGCUGCACUAAACAUUGAAGGAAGAAGGAUGUCCAGAAGUUUGUCACGAGAGUUGGACAGUAAGUUGCAAGAUUCUGGGAAAAAUUGUCGUGGGGAUGAAGAUGGGAGUAGCUGUGUUCGGAGCCAGAUCAUGGGAGGUGAUGACAGUAUGUCCUCACAAACUGCAGAGAAGACAGACUUAAGUGGUCAUGCUUUAAAUCGCUGUGGGAAUGAGGGUUGUGAGUAUUCCAGUUUAUCUCAAGUGGAGCUGAGGGAGCAUCUUCAAGUUUGUGAUCUCGCACAAGAUUCCACCAUUCUUAAAUGCUAUCAUUGUGGUAAACAGUGCCGACAUUUAAGUACUCUCUUCGAACAUCUCAGAGUACAUGGACCAAAGAGAUAUUACUGUGGGGUUACAGGGUGUGAUUAUCGAGCAACAAUGGUACAUUACUUUAAAAACCAUAUGAAACAAAUUCACCGGUGCUCUGGAUUUAAACAACUCUUAAAAGAUCCCAAGAAUAAAGAUCCAGAAACUCAAGAGUAUGUAGUGUAUCCUAAAGAUGCUGUACCACUUAUUAGGGAAGGACAUAGAAAAAGGAAAAAUGAAUAUGCUAUUGAAGAUAUUCAUCGCAUACCACGUUCACAUGUUUCAUACCAUGAUUUAAAAUGUUACUAUUGUCAGUUUAUAACAAAGGUGAGAUUGAAUUUAGUCAAACACAUCAAGCUUCAUGAAAAGCAUCCUGACGGUAUUCCCGAGAGAUUACAUAUAAUAGAGGGCAACCCCAGCCCCAUUCCAGGAAAACAGCCUAUAAAUCCUGUGCCAUGUUUAGACCGCAAAGAGCUAAUGUUUGACAAAAUGAUGAACUUGGCUGGCAGUAGUUUUGAAUGCAAAAAAAAGAAGGAAGAUACAGAUUUACGAACAAAGAACCCCAUACCGCACGAAGAAUAUCUGAAGUUGCCAAAAUUUGUUCCAGAAGAAAGACUUUAUUCGUGUGGUAUUGAGGGAUGCAACUACCUAUCUUGUGAUGAUAUGAUGCUAAAAUAUCACAUUCGCACUCUUCAUGCUGAUGUCACAUCCUUCCCCUGUCCACAUUGUAAAAACCAUUCAAUAACUGUGGAGAAAAUGAGUUCUCACUUCAAAUUACAUGGAGACAGACUAUACAGAUGUGGCUGGUGUACUUAUAUAGCUUUUAAACGAAAUAUUGUUGAAAGACACAUGAAAGAAAAGCACCCUACAAAGAAGCUUUUUGAUUUUAUCAUAAGGGAACCUGAUGGUCCUGAUGCUGUAAAAAAACUUGAUGAGAUUCACUCUGAUGAUCAAGCACCACCAGUUCCUCCACCAGUUCCCCAAGAUCCUCAGUGGCAGUGUGGGCUAUGCAAGUUCAGCUCUGUGACUCAACAGGAGAUGGUGAAUCACACCAGCCUGAAACAUGCCAUUAAGAGCCAGUUCAAGUGUGGGUACUGUAGUGUCAGGUCAUCUGUUCGCACCAGCUUUGAUGCACAUUUUGCUGCCAAGCAUCCAACUCAACAUUUUAGGGUACUUUGCAUGUAUUACCGCUUGGAUUCUGAGGACAUUGAACCCUUGCAUCAAGGAGCUACUCCACACUGCCACGAACCUCUUUGGAAACGAAAUGAUCCAGAACGUAUUCGUCAUAUUCGUGGUAUUUUAAUAGAAGAUGACCCUGAAAGGAAAAAGAAUUGGUUGAAACAGACAGGAAUAGGGAAGCCAGAUAAGGACGAGUUUGUUUGUCCUAGAUGUGGCUCCUUCAAAACUGCCUGCCUUGCUACCUUCCGCUCUCACCUCUGCAGGGAGGCAGACUAUGACAGAUACCAAUGUGUGGAAUGUGGAGUAUGUAAUGCUCUCCUUCCUAGCCUACAACGGCAUUUUACAAAGAUGCAUCAUGCACCAUUUACAUCUGACUGCUAUCUUAAUCUUCCUGUAGAAGAUGAUAAAGAGGCUUGGGUUGAAAAGGUGAUCAAUCAUCAGCAGAAGCUAAUCAGAGACUGGCAAGAGAAGGGUUGUGUUGAUGCUACCUCUGAAUCUGUACUAUCUCCGUCAGUAGCAUCUCCACAUGCUGCUGCUGUCAGAACUUCUGGUGGCACACGUCGCUCUCUGACCAAUCUUAUAUCUGUCUCUUCUCCAAGUGAGAGUUCCCCCCAGCAAGGUGUUGUUCUACACGACUCUGGCAGUGAGCGUGGUCGCUUCGUCUGUGACACUUGUGGAUCAGAGUGCCGAUCAGCUGCUGGACUGAAGAGCCAUACCACUGCUAUGCAUCAAGCCAGGUUCAAAUGUCAUUAUUGCCCAUUUGCAAGCAAUAGUGAAGAUGCAGUAAAACAGCACAGCAGUGUCAAACAUCCCAAACUACAGAAUGAAGUACUUGAUGUAUCACAGCGGUGCAAAGUCCAGAAGAGUGAUGAUAGUGUAGCCAAUAAUGAGACUGUAGGAGAGAGUGACUGGGAGAAAAUUAAAGCUGAUAUUGAUGAUGAUGAUGAUGAUAAGAAAUCUAUAAAAGAAGAAAUACUUCAUGGAAAAACUAUAGUUAAAGUAGCCCAGGUUCCAGAUUCAAGUGGAAAGGGAAUACAUAAUAUAGAAGUGAAACCAGAUGUUGGUGAAGAUACUGUAGAAGAAUCUUCAGAUGUCACUAAGACAUUUAAGUGUCCUUUCUGUCCGUUCACUAUAAGUACUGCAUCAGGCCUUAAUCAGCACAAACGUACUAAGCAUGCAGAUACACGUUUGUUUAUGUGUUUACAUUGUAAUGGACGCUUUAAUACAAACAUUGAUGCACUUCGUCAUCAUAAAUGGAAGCACCAACAGUUAAAGCCAAAUAUUAACCACCUGGUUUGUGACAGGACUGAUGAGGAUGUAAUCAGAGGGGGAGAGCUUAGCUCUGCAGAAAACAGUGAAGGCUCUGUUUCAUCAAUGCCCAUUACUGGUAGAUUAAUCAAAUUAGGACCUGGUGCAAAACCAGUGAGAUCCAAAGCAAGAAAGUCCUUUACAAAUCCUUCAUCAUUUCCAGUUCCAGUAUCUAGUCAAGUGCAAGAAAUAUCUACAAAUGAAUUAUCAAGCAUAAGCAGUCCAUUUUCUGUACCAUCAACCAGUUGUGAGCCAGAGGUCGGUUACAGCUGCUGUCAUUGUAGCCAGCGGGCAAGUAGUUCAGCUAUGGAGGAGCAUAUGAAGAAGCAGCAUAGAGACCUACCUUACCAGGUACGAAAGGAAGAAGGUGAUAAGAUCUUCACUGAAGUAUACAUAUACAAGUGUAUACAUUGCAUUGCAGAAAGUAUAUGUCAUGCCCAAGCAAUGGAUCAUUGGAUUCAGAACCAUCCACUAAUCGAUUUUAAGAUUAAAAUGGUUUUACGACAUUCUGGAGAAGUUUCAAAUCAAGUAGUGAGUAGCACAACUGCUGAUAAAGAACCUCCACAAACACCUUUAGAUGUAUCCAAAAGUGAUCCUCUGUCGCAAGAUGCAGAUAUCAGUACUAGUGACAGUGGAAUCGGUGCGGGAUCUGCAUCUGUUGGCUCGAGUUCUGUCAUUACAAGCAGCUCCGAGAGUGUGAGUAUUAAACCAUUGCUUUUAUCAAAACGAAGAGGAAGUGGUAAAGACAUGAAAUCACCAAGUCGGUACAGUAUAGACACUGAGGAAGAAGAGACAGUUGAAAUCUCUGAUAUAACAGAGGAUGAGAAUGAAUCUCUUGUACAGUCAAGUUCAGAAACUGAAAAUGAAGAUUUGAUAUACAAGUGUGGGCUGUGUAAGAAGAGCAGUGAGAAGUUAGAAGAGCUUAAGGCACAUAUGAAAAAAAUCCAUGCAGAUAGACCAGUAAAAGUGAAGAAAUUACGAAGAGAAGUUUUUGAAGAGCUUUUUCGAGCUGAAUACGAAUGUGGUUAUUGCAGCGAACGUGGCCGUCACCGCUUCAUCAAUCGCCAUCACAAAUCUGCUCAUUCCAAAUUGCCUAUUAAAAUAACUCGCUUGCCAUCAGCUCCAAGAGAGAAUAUCUAUUUCAGAUGCGAUGUGUGUGGGCAUGUGGUCAAAAACUUGCAGUCCAUUCGUCAGCAUAUUCGCCGCCACCAUCCAGAGGCUGAAGAAUUUACAUUCUCAAAAUUGACUUUAGGAUCUCCAGUGCGGCCUCCUAUUAAACAGCCAUUUAAGUGCAAUUACUGUGGUGAUGUUGGCGAGACAAUUCAGGAAAUGCAUACUCACCAUGCCUUCUUGCACUCACAUCUGGAGUGUAGUAUCACAAAUCUUUUGGAUGAAGCUUUAUCAUCUGUUCACACUCCAUCCACCAGUCAUAGUUCUGGAGAAACAAAAUCUCCAGCAUUUGUACCUGUGCCUGCACCUGCAGUCAGUAAAAGCUCCCCAGCACAAAACAGGGAGUUGAGUAGCCAAAAAACUUCUGCAGGAGCACCAGUUAUCCCCAUGGGAGCACCACUUACCCCUGCGGUAGGACCAGUUGUCCCUGUGGGAGAACCAGUUGUCCCUGUUGGGGAACCAGUUAUCCCUGUGAGAGAACCAGUUACUCCAGUAGGUAAUCCAGUUAUUCCUCUAGGAGAACCAAUUAUCCCUGUUAAACCCCCAGUUAUCCCUGUAGUUAAACAUAAGAACACAGCUAGAAAAUCAAUGCAAGUACCUUUGAGACGUACAGUUGCCAUGAAAUCAACAACUAAACUGCAACCAUCGGCACCCAGUAGAAGUGAUGAUGAUGAUAAUGAUGAGAGUUUCAGUUUUUACCAGGUACCACAGUCUCCUCUUCAGCUAGAAAAUAUCUAUGCUUUUGUAAACCUUGGUGCAGGAGUUCCUAUGAGGCUCACAGUGCAGCAGCUUGGAAGACUCUUUAAUUUAUGGCCUCGAGUUACAGUCACCAAUAUUAAAAAUACCAGGAAGAUGACUUAAACCAAGUCAGGUCAUGUUAAUAUGUAAGUAAAACAAAUUGUCCCUUAUGGAUAGGAUAAUACAAAAUUUCACAUGGGGAAUGAAAUUACCCAUGGGAUAUUAUUUAGAGUAUUAAAUCCCAAAGAUUAGUGAUCAUUCAAUUGUAUGCUCUCAGAUGUGCUACAUGCAUGGUAACUUAAUAAUUUGACUGAACUAUACGUAUAUUUAAUUUUCUUUCAUGGGGGGGUCUUACAGUGUUGCAAAUUGAAGCCCCAAAUCUCAAAUUGCUUAGUGAUUUUGUUUAUAGCACAUGCACAGAAAAGCAUAAUUGCCAAGUUGCUUUCAUAAAAAAAAGAACUUUUAUAAAUUCUUGCUCUUUUAAUAUGUGAAAUGGUAUUUAACCAUAAAAAUAAAUGGAUUGUUUAUUCUUUUUGCAAAUUGAAUUAGAAUAAUAUGUCUUCCUCAAAAGAUUUAGUAAAUAUUACAUUCUUAGUGUAGACUGUUUCUGUGAUAAUUACCCACCUUCUCUCUUACCCCUCAUUUUCUCCCCAAGCCCUUCCCUUUCCUCUGCAUUAUCCUCAUUAAAUCUUUCUCCCUCACUCUGCCCCCUUUGUUUCUCGAAUCCUUUAAUUCUUUCUCCUCCUCUGUCCCAAUCCCCCAUAUCUGUGGUGUAGUGUGUAAGUAGGUCAAAGGAUUGUCUCUACCCUUCCUCUCUAGUUGUCUUUAUUUUGUUUUAACCACCCUACUAUUUCAAAACCUGCUCUUCUCAUUCCUAACCUCCCUGCACCUCUUCAAUCCUCCCAUCACCCUACUCCGCUUUCCCCCCCUCUUUCUCUUUGUCUCAUUUACACUCCUUUCUUCCUUCCCUCCCAAUUCUGACAGCUUUGUCUCCCUAUUGCUGUUUAUUUUCCCUUUCCUCUUUUUGUUUUUUAUGUAAAUGUCGGAAGACUGGAAAAAUUGCAUUUGGCUUAAGUCUGUAGUGAAUACUCCACUGCUUAUUCUAGUAAAUCUGGAGGAAACAAUUCUCAGUGAUUAUUAUUACUUUCUUUACUCAAUGCUUUCUCUUUGAAAAUAAGUUUGUGUUGAGUUUGCAAUGUGCCCAGUAAUAAAUAGUUGAGUAUUUGUAACACUUGAGUUUGGGGGGAUAUUGCUCAAGGCCAUUGUACUGUAAUGCUAUCUUUGAUGUGAGACCUGAACUGAAAAUUUUAAUGAGAAGCAAUGAAUUUGUAAGCAUGGCUGCAUAAGACACAAAUUUAAAGCAAAACAAUUACACGAAUGUACUUGAUUGGUUGACUGUGGUGUAGUUUUUGGCCUUCAUUCCUGAAAUAUAAAGUUUUCAUUAAUUCACUCUUUUUAUAACUAUGAAUAAAUUUGUGGUACAAAUAUAGGAAGUGUAAUUUAAAAGUUCCUAGUUUAAUUUGGUUAGUUUUUAUAUCAAGUGAAAAAUAGUGUUCCAGUUACACUUGUGUACUCUAGUACCACUGAAUGUUGAUGGCUCAUUAUAAAACAGAAAUUAAUGCAAUUUUGAAACGGUUAUUAGUCAUGUAAUUAGAUACCUCAUUCCAAUGUAAUACAGACUUACAAUAAUUUAUCAUUUUGUUAAACAACAUGUAAAUAUCAAGUAUGUCUUGUCCUAUAUUUAAUUUAAGGUUAUUUAAAUUUUAAAAUAUUCAUUAUUUAAGCUAGUACAGCACUAAAAGAAUUAAUCAGGUUCAUGAGUUGACUGCUCUCUGAAUGGUGCCUAUUAGCUCUGAGUCAGCUACAAUUGAUUCAUAUUAUGCUGUAUUCCACUUUUUGGACCAGUUUUGUGAAGCAGUUAACUGUAGGAUCAAAAUGGCAUAGAUGAGACAUUUUGUUACAAAUCAUUUAUUUAUGAUUGAAUGCUGUGUAGUUGGAAUUAUACACAAAAUUUACACAUUCACUAAUCAAGUGCGGCUCAGAUUUGCUUUAUUUCUUCACACACAAACCAUUCCUCUUUGUACCUUUUUUCACAUUCAUGACACAACUGUAGCAUCAUUUGUAUGUUCCAUAUCGUAAGGUCAGUAAUAUGAUUUUUCUGUACAUAAAAUAAAAAUAAAAAUAUUUUAGUUGAACUUG